AUGCCAAACCUGACUCACCUGGCACUCAAGGGAGGGGAUCUCACUGAGGAGUUCUACUCUACAUUGAAAGCAAAGGCACCAUUCAUACAGGUCCAGACUCUCGACCUGACUAAACACCAGUGUCCCACACCCGCCUCGUCACAUCACCUAUCAGAGGCAUUGUGUUCUAUGCCACACUUGACUGACUUGACACUCGAUGGAGGGGAUUUACGUGAGGAGUUCUACUCUACAUGGAAAGCAAACGCACCAUCCAUGAAGGUCCAGACUCUCAACCUGACUAAUCACGAGGUUCCCACACCAGCCUCAUCACAUCACCUAUCAGAGGCACUGUGUUCCAUGCCACACUUGACUGACUUGAGACUCUAUGAAGGGGAUUUACGUGAGGAGUUCUACUCUACAUUGAAAGCAAAGGCAUCAUCCAUAAAGGUCCAGACUCUCGACCUGACUAAUCACCAGUGUCCCACACCCUCCUCGUCACAUCACCUAUCAGAGGCACUGUGUUCUAUGCCACACUUGACUGACUUGAGACUCUAUGAAGGGGAUUUACGUGAGGAGUUCUACUCUACAUUGAAAGCAAAGGCAUCAUCCAUAAAGGUCCAGACUCUCAACCUGACUAAUCACCAGUGUCCCACACCCUCCUCGUCACAUCACCUAUCAGAGGCACUGUGUUCUAUGCCACACUUGACUGACUUGACACUCGAUGGAGGGGAUUUACGUGAGGAGUUCUACUCUAAAUUGAAAGCAAAGGCAUCAUCCAUAAAGGCAUGUGCAUUAAGCUUUACUGAUGUUCUAGUCAUCACCGAGUCGUGGCUCUCUGGAGACAGUGAGAGGGAUGGUCUCAUAUUAGCUGAUCUAAGAUCUGGAAGCCAAGAGGCGAAGGCGUCGUGCGGAACGUCGUUCGAUCAAGUCUGGACUUUUGAUAGAGAGCUGUACCGCCGUGAAUGCGAGUCAUAUUAUGAGUGCAUCUUCAAUGCGAAGUCAGCGUAUCUCAAAGAUCUCAUCAAGAAUGCUGACACUAAAGAACUGUUUCGUCUUGUGAAGACACUCUCAACGCCCACUCAAUCUUCACCUCUUCCAGAUCAUUCUUCUGAUAGUGAACUCGCCAACAGAUUUGCUACAUUCUUCAGGGAAAAAGUCGCCAAAGUUGUAUCCUCUUUCCCUAAUGUAGUACCAGCACCAGCUUCAAGAUCUUUUGCUCCAGGCCCUCGUCAUGAACUCUCUGAUUUCUGCCUUGUAUCCCUCUCACAAGUCAGGAAGCUCAUCACUUCACUUCCUUCUAAACACUGUAAGCUAGAUCCGAUUCCUACCUGGCUUCUAAAGGAAGUCCUCGAUGAACUCCUUCCUCACAUAACCAAACUGUUCAAUCUCUCGUUAUCAUCCGGAAUAGUUCCAGAGUCUUUUAAGACUUCUCUGCUUCUUCCCCUCCUAAAGAAGCCGAGUCUCGACACGAAUAGACUUAAGAACUACAGGCCCAUCGCAAACCUGCCAUUCCUUGGGAAGGUUUUGGAACGUAUUGUGUCACUACAGCUGAAAGCCCACAUUGACAAUCUCGGUUUGUUUCCAAUCCACCAAUCUGCCUAUCGGAAUCAUCAUUCUACUGAGACUGCAACUGUCAAGGUCCUAAAUGACCUACUUCUAGCUGUAGAUAAGGGUAAUGAAGCUGUCCUCAUCUUGCUUGAUUACAUUGCCGCAUUUGACACUAUCAACCACGACCUGUUACUCCAUCGCUUAGAGAACGACUUCUCCAUCCCCGGCACCGUACUUCAGUGGAUUCGCUCUUAUCUCAUGCACCGAACUCGAAGGUGA
This is a messenger RNA of Strongylocentrotus purpuratus (purple sea urchin), 1806 nucleotides long. RefSeq lists its product as uncharacterized. The coding region runs from base 1 to 1806 and encodes 601 amino acids. The record is from RefSeq and is a predicted model, not a curated record. NCBI's taxonomy places the organism in Eukaryota, Metazoa, Echinodermata, Echinoidea, Camarodonta, Strongylocentrotidae. The transcript is spliced from 8 exons.